CCUCUUUUCGGUCAGAAAUGAAUGGAUGCCAUCUGUUGGAUGGAUAAGUUAACCAGUCUGAUCAGUGAAGAAUGGACCAUCAGACCUUUCGCCGUGUUGAUGCUGGCAAGAGGCUUGAGAAGUGUGUAUUGGGUCAUGAACAAGUCUCUCUCCCUGAACUUCUCAUUGAACAGGGAGCUGUGUUUCGGGAAAUUCUGUCCCAAGAAACUUGGUCUAAAGAAUUAACAGAUGAACAACGACAACAUUUAUCACAAUUUCUACCUGAUUUUCCCAAAGGCAGUGAAGAGGACAAAGAAGAAACUCUCAGGAUGUUAUUUGGAGGGGAGAACUUUAAAUUUGGGAAUCCCCUCAAACAGUUCCAGAUGAAACUCCGCGAGGGUUUCUUUGCUCCCGACAUAGCCAAGUACUCAGCUCUUUGUCGCAAAGGGAAGAAGAGAGAGUACAAGAUCAGACAACAAAGAUAUUACGCCAAACUCUUACAGGAAAUUCUCCUGGCUCGUCAGCUUGUUCUGGAGGAAGUGCGCCACUUGCCACCUGAUGAGACCCCCAAGUUUAUUUACACCCCACCACCUCGAGACAACAGCCUGGAGAACAGGGUCAAGAAAAAGUACAUCAAAAUUUUAAAGGAAGUACGAGAGGAAUGUGAAGUGGAAGACACAUCCUCUGAGGAAGAUUUGCCCCCAGAGAAAGCCCCUGCACCACGACACAAGAAGGGAGCUGUCAAGAGCCUGUACCCGCUCCCUUCCCCUGAUCACCCGCCCCCAAGUGUAGUGUCCACAUUCGCCUCUAAACCACUCACCAAUGGAGACGUCAUAACUCCAGCAACAGUUGGUAACGAAAAUGCUCCUAAAGCAAAAGUGCGAGUGAGCAGUCCUGUGGAUUUCACAGAUGAUGACUAUGUCCACAUGUUGAGGACCCACAAGCGGAGGAGGACCGAGGAUCUGGACUGCCCAGACAUGGACACCCAGAAUAUAAUGUUACAGGAUAUCAUGUUCAGGUGCCAAGCCAUCAGAAAAGCUCCGGCCAAGUCACCCAUCUCCCCGUCCCUUACUGUCGGCGUAAAGAAGAGAGUGAAAGCACGAGAGAGGCCUGAGAGGAAGCUGAAGAGAGAGCGCCCUCUGAAGGAGGUGGUUAAGACUGAGGAGGAUAGUAUGGGGAGUAAACCCUCCCUGAGGACAGAGGAGGACAGUCAGCUGACAGAACGGGACAAGCUGCUUAGUGUCUCACGAGACGAAGAAGAGGAUAGUGUGUCAGAUUUCCCUCUGCAAGAAUCUCAGGCUCCACAUUUGUUGUUUGGACAAUAUAGUAACUUCUUCAGCUUACUGAGGGAUCUGAUCAAUGAGUUUGAUGAUGCUAAGGUCACUACAGCCAAGAUGGAGGAGAAGGUGAGAGAAUGGCAGGAGUCCUCAACCUGCAGCCUUAACCCCUGGUUCUCACAGCAGCCUAACUGGGUUGAUGCUGUUGUCUCCGCUCUCAAGUUUUUAUCAGGCGAUGCUCUCGGUUUAGAUCUAGAAAACUUCAUCCCUUUCUUGGACUACAAGGAGCGUGCGCAGCAGUGGAAAUGGAUAGGUGCUAGUCGGGACACUGACGCUCAGUUACUUCCCUUGUUCAAACACUGGCUGGAAAACAAGGACGACAAUCCUUCUGACUUCUUUGAUAGCAGCCAGGGAUCACCACCACCCAACAGGAUAAAAACAAACUUUGUUGUCAGACCGACAACACAAGAGGAAAAAGAUAUAUUUAAAGAGCAGGAGAGACGUAGGUUUGAAAACCCCCACAAAGCCUUCACAUAUGUGUUACACGGUUAUGAGUCCGUGGUGGGACCCGUUAAGGGAGUGUACAGUAAAGACAAUGCUAUGAAUAAGGCCAGGGAGCAUAACCUACUGAUAUCAGACCGUCCAUCCUACGUCACCAUUCUUACAUUAGUACGUGAUGCAGCCGCACGCCUGCCCAAUGGCGAGGGGACCCGAGGGGACAUCUGCGAGCUGCUCAAAGACUCUGGGUUCAUUGCUCCAGGUGUUACAGAUGCACAGAUCAACACGGUUGUGAGUGGGGCUUUAGACAGGCUCCAUUACGAGAAGGACCCGUGUGUCAAGUACGAGGUUAACAGGAAGCUAUGGGUGUAUUUGCACAGGAACAGGACAGAGGAGGAGUUUGAGAAAAUCCAUCAGGCCCAAGGUGCUGCGGUAAAAGCCAAGAAAUCACUUCAGAAACCAAAAGCCUCCAGAUCGAAAUCUAAAGAUGGUUCUGGUGGGACAACUACCCCAGCUCCCCAGACUGCAUCAGUGGGGUCUGUGUCCAAGACAUCCACAGCCAAUCACAGCACAGCCUCUGAGGAGAGCUCGAUUGCAAGCCUCCUGACGCCCACAACAGCCAGUACGGGAGUGUCACCAGGGCCUAAUAAGACCAGUGGAAGUCCCCGUGGCCAUGCUGCCAAGCAGACAACCAGUCCUAAUGCCCAGAAGACCCCUACAGCCCGCCGCGCAGUAACAGGCUCGGUCAUUCCCUCAGGAACUCUCCUCCAGGCCAGUCAUCAGGUGGGUGUGGUCACCUCGGCCGCAAUCUCCCCACUAAGGGGCAGCCCUCAGGUGGUCACUACACACCAGGUCACACAGGCAGGGAAGGCGGUUAGUGCCAGUGUUAAACCAGCCACUCCUGGCAGCAAGCCUGUCACCAUCUCCUUCAUGCAGCCUCAAAGUGGUAGCACAACAGUACCAGUGAUGACUCAGGUGAAAAGCGGUAAAACAAGCCACGGUCAGCUAUCCUUCAAUCUCCUGCAGACUCAGGACAUCUCCGGUAAGCUGACCGCCACACCUUCACUCACCCAGGUCCCCUCCCCUGGUUCACUGGUCCUCACCAAGUCAGCAGAGACAGGCACACCCCGUGCCCAAAAGUUGCCAACCUCUUCAGCUAGUUCAUUGACUGUAACAAAGUCUGCCUCCCCUCUGGCAGGCACCCCAGCAGCCAGCAGCAGCGUCUCAGGGACACCCCCGGCCUCCAGCAGUUCUCCCGUGGUGGCGCGUUUGGUCCAACAGGUGCCCCACCCACAAAUGAUGUCUGUAGGGAAUCUGCUUCAGGGGACUGUGCAGAAAAUGGCAGGCAGAGGAUCAGGCCCAACUACCAUCAAGAUUCAGGGAGGAAACAUUGUUCCAGGAGGAAAACCCAUCCACCUGUCUGGAAAACCCCUGACCACACACAAGGGCCUUGUUCAGAUCACAGGGAAACCUGGUCAGCAGACCCUGGGGUUAGUACAGACCCCCCAGGGUCCUCUGUCCACACUCAACAUCAUCUCCCCAGGGGUAGCCAAAGCCACACCCACAGCUACCCUCCUUACCAGUGCGGAUACUAAAGUAACAAACUCUGACAGUACGUCGGGUACCAUCCUGAGCUCUGCCUUACAAGGUGGCAGCGUUGUCUCCCACACCAAAGCUGGUGCCACAGUUUUACAGUCUCAGAAUCUGCAGGUCGUCUCCCAACCAAGGGUUGUCUCCCCUUCUCAGGCGGGUAUUGUCGUCACACAGCUGGCUCCAGGCAGCCUCUCUCUCAGACCAGGCUUGCAAAAUCUGUCCCAGGCUAAGCUCCUCAAUCAGUCAGGAGUGUUACCCACACAGUUUAUUGUACAACAGGCACCUGCAAGCUUCAAAGGGGAAGGGGUUACCACAGCUACAGUGUCUCAAGGUGGAAGCCUCAGCACCCCUAUCAUCGUGAGUGCCCCAGGUGGGAAGCCUGGUCAAAACAUACAGCUGGUAAAGACGGUGUUAAGUCAGCACGCAGGACUGAAACCUGGCCAGGCCACCAUCCUCAUAUCACAGCCCAACAUACCUCAGUCUGCGACCUCCACAGUGUCAUCCAACACACACCUACUACAGGCAGCCACAAAAGUAACAAAGGCCUCACCCAAGGGCAAACCCCAGCCUGUGUACGCCAGGAUUAUUACUCCUCCCCCAGGGAUGCGCCUGGCCAAUGUGUCGGCCUCAGGCCAGACUAUGUCUGCCCCUGGGGUCAGUGUGAUACAAACCAUGGGUAAACUGCCAACUGGUGCGGUAGUCACGGCCACAGCCCAGCCCGGGGGUUUGACAAAAGUGACAGAUAGCCCCGCUGCCAAAUCUCCGGCCCCGUGAUUCAAGGCUUGACAAAACUCAAGAACCUUUCACAAUAUCAUCUUAACUGCCCCUACAGCAUGACCAUGCUAUAAGUCUUCAGGCAUUUUGUACAUAUGUAUAAAGAUUUUCAUAAACAUGUGUACACAGUGUGCAGUGUGACACAUUUUGAGAAUGUCUGUCUGGACAGUAAACCUGUGGUAACUAGUGACCAUAUACAAAAAGCAGUUGUAAAGUUGUGAGGUUAUAGAGUGAUAUGUCUUGGCCAGUUGAUCUUUCACAUACAUGUACUUUCACGAGAAAUUUUUCAUAAGCUUGCCAUUCCUGUACUGAUAUGCCUAUUUAUUUGUAGUAUACAUACAUGUGUGUACUGUCACAUGUGCGACAUAUUUUCCUUGCUAAACUUUCAUCUAAAUUGAACACAUUGCCUGACUGAGAAUUGUAUUGAUGUUAGAAAGAUGUUUUCAGGUUCGUUUGGAGGGUAAGAUGAUAACCUGCUGAAAAAUUGUAAGCUUGAGCAACAAAAGAAUUAAUUCAUUACAUUUUUAGACCUCUAAAAUGCAUUUUUGGGGCAGAAUUUGAGGUUAUGGCAUGGCAUGACAGCAGUCAAAUGCUUUAACACCAGCUUCUUACCCGCCAUGCCAUCAUCCACAUAACCUCCUGACUAUCAUCCCUACCUUUAUAAAUCAGACUACUUUUUCCCAAGUCAUCUGGCUGGUGAGGUUUUGUAGGUUCCGUUUUGAUUGCAAGUGCAUAACAACCCAACCAGGGUGCACAGAUCACAUACAAUGUUAGGAAACAAAAAGCGGAAUAAUGAUAUUAGUGUCUUCUUCGUUACGUGUGCCCCUUGUACCUUAGUGCUAUCAAAAGUGUGAAUUUAACAGGUGCUGUUCCACAGAAUCAGGUGCAGAAUCCUUUUCACUUCACGCAGGUUUUGUGUUAAAGAGCUCCUCUGCAUGGCAGACAGCAAUGCAUUCUUUAUUGUCUUUUUAUUUGAUUGGCGUUGUGUGCUGUACUCAAGUAUAUUUCAACUAUAUGAUGAUAGUUUGGUUUAAGACAUUAGGCAGAAGCCAGAGAAAACCUCCACUAUUCUCCAAGGACCACAGCUGCACCAGUCAAAGCUGCCGUAUCAUGGGCUUAAGUUGAAUUUGAGCCUCUGACCCCAUUGGUCAGGAGCUGAAUCUGAGCCUCUGACCUCAUUGGUCAGGAGCUGAAGUUGAGCCUGUCACCUCAUUGCUCAGGAGCUGAAUUUGAGUCUGUCACCUCAUUGGUCAGGAGCUGAAUUUGAGCCUGUCACCUCAUUGUUCAGGAGCUGAAUUUGAGCCUGUCACCUCAUUGGCCAGGAGAUGAAUUUGAGCGCGUGUCCUCAUUGGUCAGGAGAUGAAUUUGAGCUUGUCACCUCAUUGGUCAGGAACAAUCAUUACACUUUACUCUAUUGUUUAAACGCAGGCAUUCAGAUCUGUACCGAAGGCAAAAGUAAGCAUAAUGGAGUGGUUUGUCUGUCAGAGAAAGUUACGUGUAAAUGCUGAAGCCAGUAAAUAACUGAUCACAGGUGAGAUAUAUAUCUAGAAAAUGUACAAUACACAGGAGUUAAUGUAUCCUCUAGCACUCAUCUGCCUUCCUGUACAAUUUCCCCUCCAGGGUUGCCGUAUGUGAUGUUACAUGGAGUGAAGAUGUGCACAUGGUUACUCUAUGUACAAGGCCCAUUUCCUCCCGUAUUAGGCUAUAUUGUUUGACAUAUUUAGACCUCCUUCAUCUUGUGUACAUUACAGUCCUUUACCAUACGGAGAAUGUACAUAGGGCUGCAGCUCUACCUGUAUACAGGAAUCAUAGGCCGGAUAAAAUUAAUACACUGUGUAGUCCUACUACUGCUGCUAUGCUUCAUAUCAGACGUUUAGGUCUAGGUUAGCAAAAGUUGGGGACACUUGGGGAGUAGUGGUUGGUGGGUGUAAUGUUAGAAAACAAGAACUCUGCGCUCAUGUCAUGUCUACAUGUACGCCUGUUAGAAAGUCAGAAUGCUUGCACUGUAAGCAUGGACGUACACGUGGAAAAAAACAGGUCUAUCAACGGCCACCUUUUUAUGUCGUGUUAAUGAGUCAAGAGUUUGCAUUAUAGGCGUCCCACCCUGUAUUAGCAGGACUUCAGUAACAUUCUACAUGUAUGUGUAUAGUAGUACAUAGAUGUAGUGUGCUUGACAUAAUGCCAAAGCAUACAUACCCCAAAUAUACUGGGAAGUCCCAUGUUACACUACUGAGCCCGUUAGGGUUGUUACAUGAGCAUUAUCAUGUAACUCUGGCUCUCCGUCCUUCCGUUUGUCCGUUUUGCACUCCAAACCCCUUGAAAGGAAUUUGUGCGGACAUCAAGUGAUGGUCAUUGUUUAUACUCACACAUGUGCCUGUUGAACUUUUCAAAAUAAUACAUUCAUUUGCAUAUUAAUCAGCUUAAAUGUUCUAACUGUUAUGACCAAAAUAUUCAUGGUUGAGAGGAGUUCUGCAGUUGAACUGAUAUUUUCGCAAAUGUUUUAUUUGCCAUUUUUGUAAGGUUAUGGUAUAAAAAGCCAAAUGAGAGAUUAUUUGGAAUGUAUGCUUUGGCAUAUGUUAGGCUUUUGAGUUAUCGGCAAGAUGCUUCCACUCAGUCAUAUUGAUGGAGUGUGUGCCAAUAAUCAGUUUGGCACUGAAAGGAGCUCUGCAAGAUUGAAAGAGGGUUUUGUGUUUUUAGAAAUUCAGAAAUGUAUGUAACAAAAUCACCUGAUACAUAGAUGUAUACUAGCUGUGCUAUGUGAAUCAUAAGUAACUUUUGUAUGAUGAAAAGGAGCUUGUUUUUUUCUUCAUUUCUGCUUUGUUACAUUGUAUGGUGAGGUUUAUCAGAGAUCUGUUGGAGAUGUAUUUACACGUAUGCUCAUCACUGCAGCAGAAUUACAUACAUGAUAAUGAGAAUUGUAAAUAAUGCAACGCAUGUACUUAGAAAAUAUUUAUCAUUUGAUGUAAAUAUUUGUGUCCAAGGUUUGUUUCUCUCAAGUUUGUUGUCUAAUAAAUCCAAUC
Messenger RNA from Liolophura sinensis, 7141 nucleotides. Its product is annotated as nuclear factor related to kappa-B-binding protein-like. Lineage: Eukaryota; Metazoa; Mollusca; Polyplacophora; Chitonida; Chitonidae. Gene Ontology annotation, molecular function: protease binding. The transcript has 24 exons. Gene Ontology annotation, cellular component: Ino80 complex. The record is from RefSeq and is a predicted model, not a curated record. The coding region runs from base 72 to 4121 and encodes 1349 amino acids.